Pseudopodoces humilis (Tibetan ground-tit) is the source of this 1252-nucleotide messenger RNA. It is a transcript of the gene TCF21, whose product is annotated as transcription factor 21. Gene Ontology annotation, biological process: regulation of transcription by RNA polymerase II; developmental process. NCBI's taxonomy places the organism in Eukaryota, Metazoa, Chordata, Aves, Passeriformes, Paridae. The record is from RefSeq and is a predicted model, not a curated record. Gene Ontology annotation, molecular function: protein dimerization activity; DNA-binding transcription factor activity, RNA polymerase II-specific; RNA polymerase II transcription regulatory region sequence-specific DNA binding.
GCGGGGUUGGGGGGCGGGAGGGCGGGGAUCCUCUCUGGACUGGUAUUGUGCCUUAGGUCCUGGGCGGGGAGGGAAGGGGAGGAAAAUACUGGCACCCCUUCUCUCCUACGUCGCCUUGAAAUAGAUUUGAGGAGCUGCCCUUCUUCCCCCCUCCCCCCUUUCCUGCUGAUCGUUUGGCAUCAUCCAGACCAUGUCUACUGGGUCCCUCAGUGAUGUGGAAGAUCUGCAGGAGGUGGAGAUGCUGGAGUGCGAUGGCCUGAAAAUGGAUACCAACAAAGAGUUUGGGGCGUCCACCGAGAGCAACGAGGAGGGAUCCAAUGGCGAGAAUGGCUCCCCUCAGAAGGGGAGAGGGGCCUCGGGCAAGAGGAAGAAAGCUCCCCCCAAGAAGAGCCCUUUAAAUGGAGUGAGCCAGGAGGGAAAGCAGGUACAGAGAAAUGCUGCCAACGCCAGGGAGAGGGCGAGGAUGAGGGUCCUUAGCAAAGCCUUCUCCAGGCUUAAGACCACCCUACCCUGGGUGCCCCCAGACACCAAACUUUCCAAACUGGACACCUUGAGGUUGGCCUCCAGCUACAUUGCUCACCUGAGGCAGAUCCUGGCCAAUGACAAGUAUGAGAACGGCUACAUCCACCCAGUCAACUUGACUUGGCCUUUUAUGGUAGCCGGCAAACCCGAGAGUGACCUGAAAGAAGUGGUGAACACAAACCGCUUGUGCGGCCCGACGGCAUCCUGAGCCCCGCGGCCGGGCCAGCAGCGUCCUUCCCGACGCGGCCGUGGAGCGGGCGGCGGGGCGGGCAGGGACCCGCCGCGGCCCCGCCGCUGCCCCGGGCCCCGGGCAGAGCCACGGGGGGAACCGAUCUGCCGGCGCAGAGGAGAACAAACGUGCCCUAGCAAAGACUCCAUCCACCCCGAGAGAUCCUGACUCUAUUUAACUUUAUUAAAUGCGUGUACAGUCGAGUGUCCUACAACCACAGCCUUGCUGGUUCAAGAGCUACUAGAGAAAAGACAGAGAUCAAACAAAACCUACCCCGCGUGUAUCUUUUGUCUGAGACCUGUGAAAUAUGUAGAUGCCUAGAAAAACUGACUUUGACAGUCAUCUCUAUGAAAUAAUUCACCCUAAAGAUAUAUAGAUAUAUUUUCUUCAAGCAGAUUCUGCUCUAUUUCUGUGAAUAAACCUUCCUUUCUACUGAGCACGGAGCCGUGUUAAGUGUUCGUUUGAGACUCUCGGGCUCGGCGGGGGAAGGACUGAGCCUCC